Amoebophrya sp. A120 is the source of this 532-nucleotide messenger RNA. The record is from the annotation of a GenBank genome assembly. Lineage: Eukaryota; Dinophyceae; Syndiniales; Amoebophryaceae.
GUACAACUUUAACUGCUACAACUUCUUCUUCUGCAGAGCCCGUCGUGGUGCCGGCGGCGGAGAAUAAAGCGGCGCCCGCAGACAAGAAACGAAGUGAUCCUGCUCCUGUCACAACAACUGCAGAAGCAAGUCGCGCACCCGUAGCAGGAGCAGGUCCUGUCCUUGCCACGACUGAUCAGGGCCGCGAUAUUAAGCCUAUUGUAGAAUCAACAUCGGACGAUCGUGCGGGUCAGGAUCCGGAACAAGAGGAGAAUACAAAUACGGAGAAGGUCACGUCCACGAAUAAUAACGAGAAACCUUCCGUGGCACUAAGCGGCAAUGGAACAUCACUUGCGACGUCGGCGGUUAAGAACAAGACCAGCGAUACUAGUACAACAUCAAACGCCAACCAAAAGGAAAAAGUGGCAACCACUAGUACAACCAAGAAACAGCACGACUCGCCCCAGUCCACGACGGUCGGAUUGACUCCCGGUGGCGGGGAAAAUAAUGAAACUGGAGCUCCUGCAGGAGCUGCGGGAACUACAGCAGCAGC